This is a messenger RNA of Orbicella faveolata, 1034 nucleotides long. RefSeq lists its product as uncharacterized. NCBI's taxonomy places the organism in Eukaryota, Metazoa, Cnidaria, Anthozoa, Scleractinia, Merulinidae. The record is from RefSeq and is a predicted model, not a curated record.
GAUUUUCGAGAUCAUGAUUGAGACAAAAAUAGGAGAAAAGCGUGAAAUAGAGGUAACUUGACUUGAUUUGCGGAAAUAAAUGACAGAGUUUGACAAAAUCUGUCAGAGGUCCAUAAUAGCAACAAGCAGAAAAUUUAAUUUGACUCACCGUGUCAUUCAUACUUUGAAGCCCACCGAGGAAAAACUAACAAACAGUUCAUCUAAAGCAAAACAGAACGAUCUCGAUAUGCUCUCACUUAUCCUCCUCGUUGCGGUUACUCCUGCGAUCACGUCUUUCGAUUAUUUUGGACAUAACUGCUCUUCGUAUUUUAUAUUAUCGUUCCUAAAAAUCCCUCCCACUGUUGAAGGUAUUGGCACGUUUAAGGCUAAUAGCGAACUCGCCUGCGCAUCACGAUGUUGUCAUCACAGAGCGUGCACAGAUGCCGUGCUUUGCAAAGCUGCUAGAAUGUGUUCCUUAUAUAACGCAAAGGAAACGAUUUUAACAGAAUUCCAGACGGAAUCUCAAGAGGCUAGGACCAGAUACAUUAGGAUAAAAAAGGUGAUUAUACCAGAAACUCUACGAACCCAAGGAAAGUAUACCAUUGAUGCUGCAAGAAACACGUAUACAGGUAUAUAUGUGAUAAUGUGGAUAACUGUACCAACGAGACCUCAAAAAUAAACAUAAUAUAUAACAAUCAAAAGGCUAGGUUGUAAAUUUUGUAUCAAAUCGACACGAUGUCACUAGAUGACAACAUAAAAGUUUUUCUGAAUACAUAAACAGCAUUGUAACAAUUUGGGAAAUUCAGGAUUAAAAUCUCCGUUUUCCCCGAGAGCUGAAGAGGACUUAAGGGCACAAUAUGUCAGUUAGUAAAUAGGGAAAGUUCCAAUGAGUUUCGGCGUAAGAUUUACUUUCAGGCAGAAGGAAAGAGUUAUUCUAAGGAUGCAAGCUACCAUCUAAUCGGUUUGUUUGUCAUGAAUUGUAAUCUCAGAAAUAGAGUAAUUUACAGUGGAGAAGAGUUCUGUUUUGGAAAUGACCUUGGAAGGCUGAAUAUGUU